AUGGGGCUCCUUGCUAUUUUCGCAGCUACUGCUCUAGGCGCAGGCAUCGUGAUGGUGGCCCCUGUGGUUUUGGGAGCCAUUGGUUUCACCUCAGCUGGGAUUGCUGCCGGUUCACCGCCUACGAGCACAAUCCCUUCAGCAGACCCCCAGCAGCAGCAGCCUCCAGCCCAGGACUCUCCUGAGGAAAACUCAGAAGGAGAAGGCUACUUUUCUUGGAUAUCAGGGAAGUCUGUCGCCAUUGUAGGAGGUACAGUGAUGGGAGGACUGGGUGCGGUGGCCUUGGCUCCUGUGGUUCUGGGAGCCAUUGGUUUCACCUCAGCUGGGAUAGCAGGAGGCUCCUUUGCUGCAAGCAUGAUGUCUGCUGCUGCUGUUGCCAACGGAGGAGCGGUGGCAGCAGGAAGUCUGGUGGCUGUUCUACAAUCUGCAGGUGCUGCUGGUCUCUCAGCGACCGCCUCUGCAGCUGUGGCCAGUGUUGGUUCUGGCAUUGGUGCUGGUCUUGGAGCUGCUGCAGGAAGUCCGCCAGGUAAUCCACAGGAGGAGAAAGAGAAAGCUGGGGACAAGGAAGAGAAGAAGCAGGAGGAGAAGAUGAUGAGAAAGGAUCAGAUGAAAGGAGAAAAAGAUAGUGGUGAUGAUGAUGAGGAUGAUGCAGAUGAAGGAAAAGGACAAGAAAUUGUCCCAUACUAA
Molecule: messenger RNA, 684 nt
Organism: Cyprinodon tularosa
Lineage: Eukaryota; Metazoa; Chordata; Actinopteri; Cyprinodontiformes; Cyprinodontidae
Product: interferon alpha-inducible protein 27-like protein 2B
Exons: 7
Coding region: 1-684 (227 amino acids)
Biological process (GO): apoptotic signaling pathway
Cellular component (GO): mitochondrion; membrane
Source: RefSeq, a predicted model, not a curated record